Messenger RNA from Caretta caretta (loggerhead turtle), 7960 nucleotides. RefSeq names its product dystrotelin (gene DYTN). The record is from RefSeq and is a predicted model, not a curated record. Gene Ontology annotation, molecular function: zinc ion binding. Gene Ontology annotation, cellular component: plasma membrane. Gene Ontology annotation, biological process: synaptic signaling. Lineage: Eukaryota; Metazoa; Chordata; Testudines; Cheloniidae.
CCUGAGAGAGAAUGACUUCCUCCAGUGUCCAUAGCAACAUCAUGUUUCUCAGCAACCGGGAGAUGCUUGUUUGUGUUUCCCCAUUCUAGAAAUGUUACCUCGCAGUAGAAGAAAAAUGGCCCUUUGAAACAACGAUCAAGGAAGUUCUGUAUUUAAUUAUUCAGAAUAUUUAUCACUCUUCUGUGUUUUGAUUGCUGAGACAAUGUACAGUGUCUUGAGCUGAGCCUUUCCUGUGUAUUACUGUGAACAGCAUUCAUUUAAAAGCAAAAUCUUUUAGAGUUGUGUCUUGAAAUCAGCUUUUAACUACUGAACAGCUUCCACAAUACCUUGUGACUUCUAGGCCUUCGGUAGGUAAUAGAGAAAGGAAGUCCAGUGGCAUCCACCUAUUCUAAGCCUUUCUGUUAUGGAUCCAGACCAGCAAGAAGCUCUAAAUGCCAUUCAGAAUUCUGUCUACAGAACAGCCCUGAAACUACGCUCAGUGCAAACCCUGUGCCAGUUGAGUUUGACUGAUGUCUCCCUGAUUCAGCACCUCCUGCCAAGCCACCAGUGUCAGAGGGAGAAGCAGAGCUCCCUGACAACACAGCAGCUACUGCAGUUGCUGAAGGAGCUAUUCCAGAAAGCCAGAUUAGAUAAGCCAGGCCAGGUAGAGCCACAAGCCCCUGAGCUCACCUGGAACCUGCUAACUGCCAUGUAUGACAGGACUGGAACAGGUUUUAUAAAAGCCAGAUCGGCUGCAGCUGCCCUAAUUGCUCUCUCAGGAGACAGUCUGCUUACUAAAUACAAAGCUUUGUUUCAACUCUAUGCUGAUCCCAAUGGGAAGGAGACCCUGAUCACUCGGAGGGCCAUGAGGAGCCUGCUGUCAGACUUACAUCAGAUCCCAGCCAUUGUGGGAGAAAGCUGUGCUCAAUCUUGUGUGGAAAUUGCUAUUCGAAGCUGCUUCCAUGGGGUUCUGAACUCAGCAAUCAGUGAAGAGAAAUUCCUAUCUUGGCUACAGUCUGAACCUGGCCUUCUUCUGUGGCUUCCUACCUGUUAUAGAUUAUCAGCCACUGAAAUGGUUAUGCAUCACGUUAGAUGUAGCAUCUGUAAGAAUUUCCCCAUCACUGGACUAAGGUAUCGCUGUCUGAAGUGCCUGAAUUUUGAUCUUUGCCAAGUCUGCUUCUUCACUGAGCGUCAGAGCAAACCACACAAGAGGUCACACCCUGUGAUGGAGUACUGUGUGAAGCAGAUGUCAGCAAAGGAGAAUGCAAAGAUCUUUUUUCGCACUGUCAGAAAUAACCUGCUUCAAGAGCGCUGCAGAAGGAAGGAGGCUCAGAGAAGGCAGAUACUGGAAACGAUGGAGGGAGGGGACUUUCCAGAACAUGAGCAAGCACUGCCCUCUACAGAGCUCAGCACCUCCCCACAGCCUGCCCAUCAUUACCUAUCCUCCCCAGAAAACAGACUGGCCCCAGAGUCAUCCAAGCACUUAGCUGAAAAGGGGUCUGCAGUGCAGCAGAUUGAGAAUGACAACAGGGCACCAGCACAAGACAAGACAUCAGCUCAGGCAAUAGCCUCUAUUAAGGCAGAAUUGUUAAAAGCUCAUGAAUCCAUCAAAGCCCUUCACAGUGAGAAGAGGUACCUGAGAAAGCAGUUAAACAAAUGGAAAGACAAGGUGCUGCUCCUCCACAACUCCCAGGAAGACAAAAGCUGCAGACUAGAAGCAAAGCUCCAAGUCCUGAUAGCAAACCAUGAGAGUGUGCAGAUGGAGCUGCAGCAAAUGAGGCAGGAAAUAAAGGCAAUGUUACAACCACCAAACCAUCCUUCAUUUGUACUGUGUCAAAAUAUGAUGCCAAAAAGUGAGGACCCCUGGAAUGAAAGAAAGCUUCACAAUGGAUCAGAUUCAGCUCUGGCAAAACCCAUCCCCACUAGCUUCACUGAGUUGAAAUCCCUGGAUCCCUCCUCCACUGCAGAAAAAAGGCAGUUACUACAGACUCAGACUGAUCCAGCUGCAAUGAACCUGAGAUCAUCAGGUACCACUUUGGGGUCAAUAUUCCUGCAGAAUGGCAAUCCCCUAAUGAGACAGCAUGAAAAAUCAAAAGAGAAGGGAAUUCCUCAGACAGAUCAGGAGGGGAUAUCACAACCUGAAAGGACCAGGAACCUUACCCAGGGAAUUAUGACCACAGCUUCUAGUCCCACUGCAGCAGAAUUGCCAUUUAAUGAGAAGGAGGUGAAUGAAGAGAAGGAACUGCAGCAGCUAGUGCUGAAGCUGAAGGAUGCUUUAUCUCUUCAACUGCAACCAGCUCAGCAGUCUGCUAUAAAGCAGGAGUUGGUCUCCUCAGCUGAGCAUGUUUGCAGGUCCUUCUCUGACCUCAUCAGCCAGGUGACUUUGCCAGCUUGGAAGUAAUGGAACGCCGGUAUUAGCCUUACUACUUCAUUGCACUAUUGCCCAGGGCCAAUCCUGCUCCCAGUGAAAUCAAUGGCAAAACACCUGUUGACUGCAGUGGAGCAGGAUAAGGUGCUACCUGAGGGAAACAGCUGCCCUUGUACAUCAUCAAAAUGAAUAUGCACGUGGGUGUUGUUUAUGGACACUCUUCCUGGAAAAUUAACUUUGAGAACAUCUGUUCACUUAAGGUGUGGAGAAUGUUUGGGUUUUAUUAACCUAUGAGAAAAAACUGGAAGCUUGAAGUUUGGAGGUCCUGGAUUUUUUAACUCUUUACAUUUUCUUUUUAAAUAGAAUGAUGUUUUGGCUGCUGUUUGUGCUGUGUUAUAUGCAUAAAAAAUAGUUAAAACAGAGCAAGUACAGCUACUUGACUCCAAUCCUGCAAUUGAAUCCAUACAGGCAAAACUGUUGACUUCAGUGGAGUUCCGUGUUGGUUCCCUGCUCUGCCUGUAUACGUCCAGUUGCAUGACUGGGCCGUAUUCUCCAGCAUGCCCCCCAGACACAGUUUCAGUAGCUCAUGCACAUGAUAAGGUGGCUAACACUUUAUAAAUCAUGCAGUUUAUUAAAGAGACUGAAUUCAUGGGCAUCAUUUAAAAAAAAAAGCCACAACAGGGCAAAAAGUCAAAGCUAACCCAAAGGUACAAUGUUGAUAGGUACAGACAUUCCCCCUCCACCUAGAGCAGCUUUCCAAGGAAAAUUAAAAACAAAAGCCAAAAGGAAAUUGUUUAAAAAAUAUCCACUGUACAGAUAAACCUCAGACUAGACAAAUUGUUUCCUCUUUAUCCCUAGCCCCCCAAUAACUCUUCGGAGUAAUGCAGAUCCACUCUUAUGCACAUGGAUGCUUAUUAAGUCUUCAAUCAGCUCUUUCUUGUUCAGCACUCGUGUCUUCUGAUUGUGAGCAAAUGUCCCUAGAAAUUAGGGAGAAAAAAAAAAAAGAAAGGGACAUGAAAACAUGUCUGAGGAAAUCAGGGUCAGCUUCCAAACAAUGUAAAGCUGGCAGCCUAUGUAGCUUUCAUCCUCCAUGUUUUGCCAGUCUGAUAUUUAAGAUAAAUGUUGUAUCCAACUAAUCAGAGCCAAUCAUUGGCAUCAGAUGAAGUCUUACAAUGGGCAAAACUAAGCAAGUGUCUCUAGUUAGCAAAUUACUUUGAAAUCCAGAAUAGGGUCCAAAUUACAUUAUGGACCCUAUCUUGGAACCUUAGUAUGAGCCAUACAAGACAAUAAUAGGUUUUCUCCUGGUAAGAAAUGCAGAAUCAUAAUCUUGUCUGUCGCUGUCAGUCACAAUCAGAACCUGAUCCAAAUCCUGUCAAAGUCAAUGGACUCUCAAUGUCACUAGACUUCAGACCAUUUCCAUAGUGAUCCUUUACCAUUUAAUUCAUUGGGAAUCUUGCUCUUUAUUUGAAUGACUGCAGGAUGAGGCCCAAAAGCCAGCAAGCUGAUUUGUUAAGUGUAGUUCUAGUCUGAAAAGUAGAACCCACCAAGUCAAAGCAGCACCAGACCCUGGCAUAACAGAUGUAAAACCUGCAGUUAUACUGCCACUGCUAAGAUGACCAACCCCCCAGGGACCUACACACGCCAAUCACAAUGUGACGUACCUCAUCCAGUGCACUAAAUGCCCCACUAACAAUGACACGGGUGAAACCAGACAAUUACCAUGCUCUCAACUGAAUUCACACAGAAAAACAAUAAAAGACAAAAACACUAUCACCCAUGGGCAAACACGUUUCACAAAACGACCACUCCAUAUCUGGCCUUUCAGUCCUCAUCCUCAAAGAAAACAUGCACAAGACCUUCAAAAACAAGUCUGGGAGCUUAAAUUCAUAACUUUGCUAGAUGCUAAAAGUGAUGGUCUAAAUAAAGACACUUGCAACAAUCUGUAACCCACUAACCCCCUGUUUUUUGUCCUAUGAGUGUGAAGGUAUUAAUGGACCACCUCACCUUGAAUGGUCACUUAGAAUAUGUGUUAACUAUUUAUGUUAAACAAUCUGUUGUACCUUGUAUUUAGCUGUGACACUGAGUACAUAUCCCAUACCUGAAGAAGAAACUGAACCAAAAGAAAUUGGUCCAAUAGAAGAUAUUAUCUCACCUACCUUGUCUCUCUAGGUAAAAAUAGCAACAGACCUGCUCCCUAUGUUUAUUACAAUCAUCACUGCUUAUUUUAGGGACAUAAGUAAGCUUUUACUGCAUUUCACUCCUGUUAGCCCUGCAGAGCCACACAGCUAAGAGAGAACAAGCUUGAUUAUUUUCCUUCUCUUGUGCACAGUCAGCAGGAUUGCAUGCUAAAAAUCUAAUUACAGGUUAAUUAGUUACACCUGUACAAACUCACUGUGGGAGUUGCACAGGUGGAUAGUGGAGGUAGAAUCUGACCUCAUGCAAUAGUGUGAGAAAGAAAGAAAGCCAGUGCAUGUUGAAUUUGUAGGGCUAUGAAAGGCCAUCUCUGGACUUGUGAAUGAAGCAUGUUUGCCUUGGAACUUUGGAGACAGAAUAAGCACCUCAUUUGAGAGUAUUCCUUUUACAGAGUAUUCCUGGUGAAAGCAGAGGCAAAUUAAGUGAAAACCUGAAGGGAGCCCUGAGGGCUGAUUCUGCUGGACAUUUCAUGGUCUGAUUUUUACAGGGCUUGUAAAAUAGUUCCCUAUAAUAUAUCUAUAUGUAAGAUCAUACCAUAUCAGAUAUGCUAUGUGAAACCCUUACCAACAAGCCACUCUAGUUUCAUGGAGGAGGAGAGAAAAAUGUGAGAGUUGGUGUGAUUUCAGUAGUUAGGCAAUGUAAAAAAUAGUGUUUGUUUGAAGGACUCUUAAGGGAUUCAGCUUAAAGCUUAAUUAAUAAUUCCUUAAAGGCAAGCAAUAUGCUAAAGUUGAAGCUUGGUCAACUAGUACUUCAGUGGGUAUGAAUUAUUUAUCAUAUCAUUUGGUAUAUUUGAUGUGGAAAGUGAUGGCUUUUUUUCUGUGACUGAUAUUGAACUUUAAGGUGCUUAUUAAAAAGCACCUUUUAGACGGACUCUACCCUGAGGAUUCACCAUCAGGAGGCCGUAUGGCAUAGCAAACAGGACAUGGAAAUGUGAUUUGGGUACCUGAGUGUUAAGCUUAGUUCUGUCACUGACGUGUGACAUGACCCUCGGCAAGACACUCAACCUUUCUGCACCUAAGUUUCCCUAUCUGUGAAAUACAGAUAAUGUUUUCUCCACUUUGACAUGUAUAAGAGAACAGUGCUAAGUGGAGCUAUAUAUUUCUACAGCUCUUACAAGAGCUUUAGUUAGUCCUUCAUUGCAUAAAAGCCCACUCUCUAGUAUUUGCUACUAAUGAUAAACAGAUAUGUUGAUAUAAUUAGUGAAACUGAUGAGACUUACCUUUUGGUACCAAAAUCAGAUGUGUUGAUAAUACCUAGCUCUCUUGACCCCUACACCUCAAGGCAUGUUAUUAAGGAGGUAGCAUUAGUCCCAUUUUCUAGCUGGGGAAACUGAGGCACUGUGAAGUGACUUAUCCAAGGUCACACAGCAGAUUCAUGGCAGAACUGGGACUAGAACUCAGGUCUGCUGCCUUCCAGCCUACUUUCUCUAGCCAGUGCAGAGCUGAGCUGCAUUGAUUCAGGGUUUUGCCUAGUUUGACUAAUACCACUAUAGUGGGGUAUCCGUCAGUUUGGAUGAGCUAUUACCAGCAGGAGAGUGAGUUUGUGUGUGUAUGGGGGUGGGGGGGGGUGAGAAAACCUGGAUUUGUGCUGGAAAUGGCCCACCUUGAUUAUCAUGCACAUUGUAGGGAGAGUGGUCACUUUGGAUGAGCUAUUACCAGCAGGAUAGUGAGUUUGUGUGUGUGGUUUUUGGGAGGGGGGUGAGAGAACCUGGAUUUGUGCAGGAAAUGGCCCAACUUGAUUAUCAUGCACGUUGUGUAGAGAGUUGUCGCUUUGGAUGGGCUAUCACCAGCCGGAGAGUGAAUUUGUGUGGGGGGGUGGAGGGUGAGAAAACCUGGAUUUGUGCUGGAAAUGGCCCAACUUGAUGAUCACUUUAGAUAAGCUAUUACCAGCAGGACAGUGGGGUGGGAGGAGGUAUUGUUUCAUAUUCUCUGUGUGUAUAUAAAGUCUGCUGCUGUUUCCACGGUAUGCAUCCGAUGAAGUGAGCUGUCGCUCACGAAAGCUCAUGCUCAAAUAAAUUGGUUAGUCUCUAAGGUGCCACAAGUACUCCUUUUCUUUUUGCGAAUACAGACUAACACGGCUGUUACUCUGAAACCUAAAUAUUACUGUGACUAAGGCUCGGAGGCUGCUUCAGAUAUUACAUAUUGUUGUAUGUUAGGUUUAAACAGUGUAAGCCAUCAUUAAAUAUUUUCAAAAGGUAAGACCAGGACCAUUUCAGUUUGUAGCAACUGAGUCUGAAAAGAUACAAUAGAAGUAUGAAGGGAGAAACUUGGAAUAUUGUUUUAUAUUCCAAGUAACCCACUGAAAGUUGCCUUGGCUCUCCCAUCUAGACCCAGAAUUGGUCCAUGAAAUCAUUCAAAUGCUAAUAGUUCAGCUCAAACUAAAGAAUCAGGCUUGCACAAUUUGUUAUGCUUAAGAAGUGGCAAUUCAAUUCCUCAUAUCAUUUGCAGAGAGCAAUCUCCUUCUAGCAGUUGACUUUUGGUUUCACUGACUAAGCAAGGCAGAUAUGAACUAUCUGGUUUUAAGAUGCUACAAGACCUUGGAUGAGAGCUUAGAUAGUUCUACAACAACAAAAAUUAGGCUGUCACUGUAGCAGUCUGACCACUACUAGCUGACCACUACAGCAUUAAGAAAUUAGAUGGACUGAUUACAACUCACAAAACAGAAUAGAAGUAAGAACAGAAGUAAAAUAUCCCUCCUUUUUUAAGAGUGUGCGUGCACUGGACUGUGUCUAAAAAUCUCUUCAUCCUACCUAGUGUCAUGAUGUAUGGUAUCAGUCUUAAGCAGAAAGUAUGUAUUUUAAAAGAAUCUGUGCACACUAACAGCCUCUACACAGCCUGAUUCCCAGCUUUACCUGCAUGAUCUACCAGUAACCAGAUCCUGGCUGCAACUUGGAGACAGCUAGUGGCUGAAAACUUUACUCACAGUAUAUUAAUUCAUUGUGCUCAUGUUUAGUAUCAUACUCCACAAUGGUUCCAGUUGGACUGCUCAAGGAGUAGGAUACUACUGCAUAUGAGUAAGACUGGCCUAGACCACGCAUUACCCAGUAACACUGUUAAUGAGGCAGUAUAUCUUCAUGUGUUUGGUUACUAAUCUAUCUUCCCUACCUGUACCCAUACAUGUUUCAAGUGGUUCACUUCUACCUCCUCUUAUGAUCCCUGAGGGAAAAGUCAAUCAUAUAUGGGCCUGAUCUGCAGCUGUUUCUCAGGCAAAACUCCCAUUCAGAAGUUUUUGAGCAUGAUUAAGCUUCUUUAUUGAACAUAUUAAUCUUUGACUUGUACAGUACCAAGCACUCAGUUGUUUUAAUGCUAAUCGUACUCUUGCUUGGUUCUCAUUCUCCAAUUUAAACUUGUUUCUCUACUGGUGUCUGAUUUUUAUGUACACUACUGCUGUUUCUCCACCACAAGGUGUACAUGUAUUGGA